Messenger RNA from Oncorhynchus masou masou (cherry salmon), 1180 nucleotides. RefSeq names its product carbohydrate sulfotransferase 8-like. The record is from RefSeq and is a predicted model, not a curated record. The coding region runs from base 8 to 1156 and encodes 382 amino acids. Gene Ontology annotation, biological process: proteoglycan biosynthetic process; carbohydrate biosynthetic process. Lineage: Eukaryota; Metazoa; Chordata; Actinopteri; Salmoniformes; Salmonidae. Gene Ontology annotation, molecular function: sulfotransferase activity. The transcript has 3 exons. Gene Ontology annotation, cellular component: membrane.
GAAGUUCAUGGUUGCUCCAAGGUGGCCAAUUCAAAAGGAUCAGCCCUCAGACAGUGCAAUCUUUGAGGGCAUCAACCUAGGUGGAGGUUUCCAUGGAGCUCCAGGGGAAGAGAUAUCCUCUAACCCCAGCCUCCCUAGUCCUAGCCCCAGGCAGCCCCCUUCCUUACAGUGGCUGCCCCACCCAUCCACCCCAACCUCCGGAGACCAACAGGCCGAAAGCCCCAGGCCACCAGUCACUAAACGCCAUAGGAAGCUGCUGUUAAAGAGCGGUUCUGUAAUUCCUGGUGGUGCCCCCCCUGCUGAGGAGGACCGUAAGUUACAGGGCAUGGCUCAUACCCAAGUGUCCCGCCACCACCUGCUGAGGGAGGUCUGCACCAAAUACCAGCCGGGCGUCACCGAGCACCCCAUAUCCAGCCGGCAGGUGUCCCGGGUCUACGUGGAGGAUAGGUCAGGCCUGCUGUACUGUGAGGUGCCCAAAGCUGGCUGCUCCAACUGGAAGCGGGUGCUGAUGGUCCUGGGAGGCAGUGCCACCUCCACGCAUGGCAUCGCCCACGACGACGCCCACUAUGCCAGCCAGCUCCGCCGACUGGACACCUACAGCCAGGCGGGCGUGGCAGAGCGCCUCCGCUCCUACACCAAGGUCCUCUUCGUACGGGAGCCCUUCGAGAGGCUGGUGUCGGCCUUCCGCGACAAGUUCGAGAGCCCCAACUCGUACUACCACCCGGUGUUUGGCCGGCCCAUCAUCUCCCGGUACCGGGCCAACGCCUCGCUCUCUGCCCUGAGGACCGGCGCCGGCGUCACCUUCAGGGAGUUUGUCCAGUACCUGUUGGAUGUGAGGCGACCCGUGGGCAUGGACAUCCACUGGACGCCGGUCAGCCAGCUCUGCAGCCCCUGCCUGCUGCACUACGACUUCAUCGGGAAAUUCGAGAGCCUGAAGGAGGAGGCCAACUUCCUGCUGCGGAGUAUCGGGGCACCUAGCAACCUCACUUUCCCUGACUUUAAAGACAGGAACCCCAAAGCAGAAAGGACUUCCUACACCAUUACCCAGAGAUAUUUUGAACAGUUGAACACCACGGAGAGACAGAGGGCCUAUGACUUUUAUUACAUGGAUUAUCUGAUGUUUAAAUACCCCAAACCCUAUAAAGACCUGUACUGAAGUAGUGGCUGGAUUGACAUGUUU